AUGGACGCAAGCAGCAUGACGCAGGAAGUCGACGAGUACGUCUGCCGCAUGUGCAGAGUCAAGCUCUUCACGUCCGAGGACCUCCUCGAGCACGAGCCCCACCAGCACCGCAUCGCGCUGCGCAAGAUGAUCAAGGAGCGCAACCCGAACGGCGUCGUGGACUGCAGCUCGUUCUUCAUGGCCGACACGAUGCCCUGGAUGGACGAAGCCCUUCUCGAGGAAGGCAAGCUCCAUUGCCCGGUCAAGAAAUGCAACGCGCGUCUCGGAUCAUUCGAGUGGAGCGGGUCGCAGUGCUCGUGCGGCACGUGGGUCACGCCUUCGAUUCAGAUUACCAAGAGCCGUGUGGACCUCAAGCGGCCGAUCGGUGUGCAGAUCGUGCACGUUCCGCUCACCGAGGCCGAGGCGGUGACGUCCGCUGCCCCGGCGGCGCCGACGACCGCUGUCCCUGUGACGGCGCCAACUACGGAGGCAUAA
This is a messenger RNA of Saprolegnia diclina VS20, 474 nucleotides long. RefSeq lists its product as hypothetical. The transcript is spliced from 2 exons. Gene Ontology annotation, biological process: protein dephosphorylation. The record is from RefSeq and is a predicted model, not a curated record. Gene Ontology annotation, molecular function: protein tyrosine/serine/threonine phosphatase activity. Bases 1 to 474 code for a protein of 157 amino acids. NCBI's taxonomy places the organism in Eukaryota, Oomycota, Saprolegniomycetes, Saprolegniales, Saprolegniaceae.